AUGAGCAAGCGCAAGAAGGGCGUGUCCCUCGACGAGAAGCGCGAGCGGAUCCUCAAGAUCUACCACGAGUCGCUGGACGUCUUCAACCUCAAGGAGGUCGAGAAGCUCGGCUCCAAGGCCGGCGUCGUGCUGCAGACCAUCAAGGACGUCAACCAGGCGCUGCUCGACGACAACCUCGUCGACACGGACAAGAUCGGCGCCGGCAACUACUUUUGGUCCUUCCCGAGCAAGGCCGUGCAGCAGCGCAAGCGCAAGCUCGAGGACCUCGAGGCGCGGCGCGACGACCUCCGCGCCAAGCUCACGCACGUCCAGUCGUCGGUCGAGAAGCACAAGAGUCUCCAGACGCAGUCCGACGACCGGGCCGAGCGUCUCGCCAAGCUCAGCGCGCUCAAGAGCCAAGCCGACGAGAUGCAAAAGAAGAUUGCGUUGCUCCAGGAGAACGACCCGGACCUCUUGAAGAAGCUAGAUGCCAAGGCCAAGAUGGCCAAGGAAGGCGUCGACCGCUGGACAGACAAUGUGUUCAACUUGAAGUCGUGGGUCAUCAAGAAGAAUUCGUGCUCGUCGGCCGAGGUCGAGAAAUGGCUGGGCAUCCCCGACGACUUUGACUACGUUGAAUAA
Molecule: messenger RNA, 618 nt
Organism: Saprolegnia diclina VS20
Lineage: Eukaryota; Oomycota; Saprolegniomycetes; Saprolegniales; Saprolegniaceae
Exons: 4
Coding region: 1-618 (205 amino acids)
Biological process (GO): reciprocal meiotic recombination
Molecular function (GO): double-stranded DNA binding
Source: RefSeq, a predicted model, not a curated record